Messenger RNA from Sphaeroforma arctica JP610, 888 nucleotides. RefSeq lists its product as hypothetical. The record is from RefSeq and is a predicted model, not a curated record. The transcript has a single exon. The annotation marks the transcript as partial. NCBI's taxonomy places the organism in Eukaryota, Ichthyosporea, Ichthyophonida.
GCGCACUUUUUGAUCUCACUAAACUAUCUGCAUAGUUCUUCCUGGUAUUACUAUAAUAUCAACAACUGAGACUAGUGCUCACAAUCAUGUUUUACCGUGUUUGAACGUAUGUCCGCAUACAACACGCACCUGAGAUACAUUCGAAACUCUAAUGCUCGAUCAAUUCAAAUAUAAACAUAUCCUUACAUCCUUAAUUCCGUGUUAGACGACUAUUAAGACACACAUACACAUAUAUAUAAAUAUAUAUAUAUAUUCCUAUCACACGGACCGUGUAUCGCUGAACGGAUGGAAGUCAUUGAGUCAUUGUCACAAUACUAAGGAACACGCACGAAAUUACUUCCAGCGGGAGAAAAUAACGGGAAAGCAAGUCAAUUCCCUACCUCCCAGCAGGCAAAUAACUACUAAACCAGGCACAGCCGAUGCAUUCAUUUGCAGUACAAACUCGGAUGUACAAACUAAUGCUAUUGCUAUUGCUAUUACUAACGCCAGUAUAAGCAUGAGCACGAAUAUGAAUUUCAAACCCGCACCUGGGGGUAGUGUUUCGCGUAAGCCGAGUGCACUAUCGCGUGAAUCGACUUCGUCUGUAGUCACCUGUCCGAUAUGUUGGGAGGACUUGGUGAUGGAGAAACGAGCCCUAUUUACCACAGAUUGUGGACAUAAGUUCCAUUUCUCAUGUAUACAAGUGAACUUUGUUGGGGGUAACCUACUGUGUCCUAUGUGUCGAGCACAUUUUAAAGAACCACCUGUUAUACUGCAAGAUAGAACUAUGAAUGCAAAGUGGUAUUGGAAUGACAUAUCACGCGAACGGGCUGAGGCUCUACUAUUGCAGGAUGGUACAGAUGGUUGCUUUUUGGUGCGGGAGUCUACCUCUAUGCCUGGUAAGUAUUG